AUUACACGUGGAUAUUACAUGUAUUAUCUUCUUAACCCUUCCUCCUCCUCCAUCGAAACACCUCUGCCCUAUCGAAAAGAACUCCAAAAGCCCCUGACCUCCUUCCCCACAGAAAACAUCUCAAAACCCCAUCAAAAUUUUGAUUCCGUGCUAACCCUAAUUGGAUUAAGAGUUCUCAAGCCGUCGCAGCGCCUAAGAGAAAGAAAUAAUAAUUUGAAUUCAGAUGAAGCUCAUAUACAAUUAUGGUGGAGUUUUGAAAUUUGGGAGCGUUACAGAGUAUGUUGAGGGUAAUAUACGUGUAUUUGACAAUUUAGAUUCCGAUAAAAUUGGGUAUUUUGAUCUUCUUGAUUGGGCAAAAGAGUGUGGAGAUUAUCCUCCUGUGUCUGAGAUAUAUUAUGCGAAACCUGGCU
This is a messenger RNA of Cuscuta campestris, 410 nucleotides long. The record is from the annotation of a GenBank genome assembly. NCBI's taxonomy places the organism in Eukaryota, Viridiplantae, Streptophyta, Magnoliopsida, Solanales, Convolvulaceae.